This is a messenger RNA of Eimeria tenella, 387 nucleotides long. RefSeq lists its product as uncharacterized. The record is from RefSeq and is a predicted model, not a curated record. Bases 1 to 387 code for a protein of 128 amino acids. The transcript has 2 exons. NCBI's taxonomy places the organism in Eukaryota, Apicomplexa, Conoidasida, Eucoccidiorida, Eimeriidae.
AUGCAAAGAAACCACUACGGAGCCGCCUCAACCUCCAGAGCACCCAGACAACGACCAGCAGCAGCAGCAGCAGCAGAAGCAGCAGCAGCAGCAGCAACAGCAGCAGCAGCAGGACUCACAGCAAGUCUGCGUCUCAGCAGCAGGUCUGUGCAAUCAGCAGCAAAUGAUGCAGCGCGGCCGACGAAUGGCUCAGCAGCAGCAAAAUCUCCCGCCUUAGCGUACGCCUCUGCAGCAGCAGCAGCAGCAACAGCAGCAGCAGCAGCAGCAGCACAAGAAGAGCUGCUCCGAGUCGCUCCACGCCAGAUCCCCUGUCUCCAGCAACAGCAGCAGCAGCAGCAGCAGCAGCAGCAGCAGCCUCAGCAGCAGCAGCAGCAGCAGCAGCAGUAG